UUGACUCGUUGAGUCUCCUUUCAUGAGAAUUAAGAAACGCCAAAGCAAGUGACGUGUCUCGGGAUGAUCUUCCACUGAGUAUUCAUCCGAAACAGCCGAAUUGCCACAGACUUUAGUGAAUUAAAACAGUAUAUGGAAUAACAAUCAACAGAAAUGUUAACGAAGUUCGAAACCAAGUCCGCACGAGUGAAGGGACUGUCGUUCCACCCCAAACGGCCGUGGAUUCUAGCCAGUUUGCACAAUGGAGUCAUCCAACUGUGGGACUACCGCAUGUGCACGCUCCUGGAGAAAUUCGACGAGCACGACGGUCCAGUCCGAGGGAUAUGUUUCCACAACCAGCAGCCGCUCUUCGUCUCCGGGGGUGACGACUACAAGAUAAAAGUCUGGAACUACAAGCAGCGUCGUUGCAUCUUCACGCUCCUGGGUCACCUCGACUACAUAAGAACGACGUUCUUCCACCACGAGUACCCGUGGAUCCUGAGUGCCUCGGACGACCAGACGAUAAGAAUCUGGAACUGGCAGAGUCGUGCCUGCAUCUGUGUCCUGACUGGUCACAACCACUACGUCAUGUGUGCACAGUUCCACCCCUCCGAGGACAUGAUUGUGUCCGCCUCUCUGGAUCAGACUGUCAGAGUCUGGGAUAUUUCAGGGCUGAGGAAGAAGAACGUGGCGCCAGGACCUGGGGGCCUCGAGGAUCACCUGAAGAACCCUGGGACGACCGAUUUAUUCGGUCAAGCUGAUGCAGUCGUCAAGCACGUGCUCGAGGGGCACGACAGGGGGGUCAACUGGGCCUGCUUCAACCCAACAUUGCCCCUGAUCGUCUCUGGUGCUGACGACAGACAGAUUAAAAUGUGGAGAAUGAACGAUCUGAAGGCUUGGGAGGUCGACACCUGCAGAGGGCACUACAACAACGUCUCCUGCGUCCUCUUCCACCCUCGGCAGGACCUCAUUCUCUCCAACUCCGAGGACAAGAGCAUCAGGGUCUGGGACAUGGCCAAGAGGGGCUGCCUCCAGACCUUCAGAAGAGAGCACGAGAGGUUCUGGGUACUUGCAGCCCACCCAACGCUCAAUCUUUUUGCUGCUGGCCACGACGCUGGCAUGAUCAUCUUCAAACUGGAGAGGGAACGCCCUGCCUAUGCUGUCCAUGGCAAUCUCCUGUACUAUGUCAAGGAGAGAUUCCUCAGGAAACUCGAUUUCACUACCUCCAAGGACACCUCGGUCAUGCAGAUCAGGGGAGGAGGGAAAACACCGGCCUACAGCAUGUCUUAUAAUCAAGCUGAGAAUGCUGUCUUGAUUACUACGAGAUCUGCGUCGAAUAUUGAGAAUAGCACUUAUGAUCUGUAUAUUAUUCCCAAGGAUGGGGACUCUAAUAGCGAUCCUGAAACCAAGAGGGCUCCUGGGGUCACGGCCAUUUGGGUGGCACGCAAUCGAUUUGCUGUUUUGGAUAGAGGAUAUUCGCUGGUGAUAAAAAACCUGAAGAACGAAGUAACGAAAAAAGUCCAGGUCCCCAACUGCGAGGAGAUAUUCUACGCGGGAACUGGGAUGCUCCUGCUCCGUGACGCCGACCAAGUGACCCUCUUCGACGUCCAGCAGAAGCGCCAGCUCUCGGAGGUGAAAAACCCCAAGUGUCGCUACGUAGUCUGGUCCAACGACAUGUCCCACGUGGCCCUCCUCUCGAAGCACACAGUGACCAUCUGCAACCGCAAGCUGCAAUCCCUCUGCUCGAUAUCCGAGAACACGAGGGUAAAAUCCGGCGCUUGGGACGACUCCGGAGUCUUCAUCUACACCACCAGCAACCACAUAAAGUACGCCAUAACCACAGGGGACCACGGGAUAAUCAGGACCCUGGACCUGCCGAUCUACGUGACUCGAGUCAAGGGUGACCAGGUGUACUGUCUCGACCGAGAAUGCAGACCGAGAAUAUUGAGGAUCGACCCCACCGAGUACAAGUUCAAACUAGCCCUGAUCAACCGAAAGUACGAGGAGGUCCUGCACAUGGUGAGGACUGCGAACCUAGUGGGCCAAUCAAUAAUCGCAUACCUCCAGCAGAAAGGCUACCCCGAAGUGGCUUUGCACUUCGUGAAAGACGAGAAAACCCGCUUUGGACUGGCCCUGGAGUGUGGGAACAUCGAGGUAGCCCUGGAAGCUGCCAGGACCCUGGACCAAAAGGCCUGCUGGGAGAGCCUGGCCCAGGCAGCCCUGCUCCAGGGUAAUCACCAGGUCGUUGAAAUGUGCUACCAACGCACUAAGAACUUCGAGAAGCUGGCAUUCCUCUACUUGAUCACUGGCAACCUGGACAAGCUCAGGAAGAUGACGAAAAUCGCUGAGAUCAGGAAGGACUUCUCUGGGCAGUACCAGGGGAACCUCCUCCUCGGUGACAUCCACGAGAGGGCAAAGAUCCUGAAGGACUGUGGGCAGAGUUCCCUGGCUGCUGUAACGAAAAAACUCCACGGAAUCUCCAGUGAAGAGGACGAGCUCGAGACUGAACUCAUUGAAGAGAUGAGUGAGCUGGAACGUGGGGCGGUGUACCUGAGGCCCCCAGUGCCUGUCCAGCAGGCUGAGAACAACUGGCCUCUGCUCACUGUCUCGAAAGGGUUCUUCGAGGGGGCGAUGAUGUCCAGGGGGAAGAGUCAAGUGGCUGCAGCCCUGGCUGCUCUGGAUACAGAGGACGACACAGCAGCUGUCGAAGGCUGGGGUAAUGACGAGGAGUUGGGAAUGGACGAUGAGGAGGCUGCAGAAGGGGGAGAGGCUGGGGAAGAUGGAGAGGAGAAUGCAGGGUGGGAAGUUGAGGACGUCGAUCUCCCCCCGGAGCUGGAGACGACUGUUGCCUCAGCUGAGGAUGGCUACUUCGCAGCACCGACUAAGGGAGUCCCUGUGACCCAGCACUGGGUGAAUAACUCGCAGCUGCCAGUUGAUCAUAUCGUUGCUGGGUCCUUCGAAACCGCUUGCAGGCUUCUCCAUGAUCAGGUGGGGGUCACGGAGUUCGAGCUGUACCAGACGCACUUCUUGAAUACAUUCGCUCGAUCCAGGACGAGUUAUGCGUCGCUUCCGAGCAUUCCCUCGCUCUAUGCUUAUCCACAGAGGAAUUGGAAGGAUACGACUGUGAAGCAUGGGCUGCCAGCUGUUGGCUUGCAUUUAACUGAGCUCGUUCAGAGGCUCCAAGUCUGCUAUCAGCUGACGACGGGGGGAAAAUUCACGGAGGCUAUCGAGAAACUUCAGGCCAUUCUUCUCAGUGUACCAUUGCUGGUUGUCGAGACGAGGCAGGACAUCGCUGAGGCCCAGCAGCUCAUUCACGUCUGCAGGGAGUACAUUCUGGGGCUGAAGAUGGAGUCUGAGAGGAAGAAUGCGCCGAAGACGACGUUGGCUGAGCAGAAGAGGGUCUGCGAAAUGGCUGCCUACUUCACUCACUGCAAUCUCCAGCCUGUUCAUCAAAUUCUCACUCUCAGAACUGCUGUGAAUAUGUUCUUCAAGUUGAAGAAUUAUAAAACAGCUGGGUCGUUCGCCAGGAGGCUGCUGGAGUUGGGCCCUCGAGUGGAGGUGGCGCAGCAGGUCAGGAAGAUUCUCCAGGCUUGUGAUAAGAAUCCGGUUGAUGAACACCAGCUGCUUUAUGACGAGCACAAUCCAUUCUCACUUUGUGCCGCCACUUAUUCGCCGAUUUAUCGGGGAAAACCUGAGGUCAAGUGCCCGCUCUGUGGGGCCAGCUAUCAACCACAAUUCAAAGAUUCACUUUGUCGAGUGUGCGAUGUGGCUCAGGUCGGGAAGGAGUGCAUUGGACUGAGGAUAAGCCCGCUGCAGUUUCGAUGAAUCGUUUGAGUUAUAUUUUUACUUGGGGGCUGAAGAUCGAGGGAAGUAUUGUGAAUUUACUGUAAUAUUGUCAUUAUUUUAUAUCGCAUUUCGAAGAAUUGAUUCGAAGAUUAUUAUCUUCGGUGCUUUUUGUCAUUCCGGAGGAGAUUGAGUUAAUAAAGUUAAGUCAUGAGUGAAUAAAGGUGAUUUUCGGAGUUA
Diachasma alloeum is the source of this 4002-nucleotide messenger RNA. It is a transcript of the gene alphaCOP, whose product is annotated as coatomer subunit alpha. The transcript has 3 exons. Lineage: Eukaryota; Metazoa; Arthropoda; Insecta; Hymenoptera; Braconidae. Gene Ontology annotation, cellular component: COPI vesicle coat. Gene Ontology annotation, biological process: intracellular protein transport; retrograde vesicle-mediated transport, Golgi to endoplasmic reticulum; endoplasmic reticulum to Golgi vesicle-mediated transport. The record is from RefSeq and is a predicted model, not a curated record. Gene Ontology annotation, molecular function: protein binding; structural molecule activity. The coding region runs from base 154 to 3804 and encodes 1216 amino acids.